This is a messenger RNA of Tripterygium wilfordii, 1736 nucleotides long. Its product is annotated as 28S ribosomal protein S29, mitochondrial. Lineage: Eukaryota; Viridiplantae; Streptophyta; Magnoliopsida; Celastrales; Celastraceae. The transcript has 7 exons. The coding region runs from base 84 to 1487 and encodes 467 amino acids. The record is from RefSeq and is a predicted model, not a curated record. Gene Ontology annotation, cellular component: mitochondrial small ribosomal subunit. Gene Ontology annotation, molecular function: structural constituent of ribosome.
GCAGCCCUCAAAUCCUCAUUGAUGUCCAAAACCCAAAACCUCGAACGCAGGCGCACAGAGAGAGCCAUAGAGGCGUAGUAGAAAUGUUGCGUUCUCUUCUCAGAGCUUCUGCUCUCACGAGUCCGCAAUUUCUCAGAGCUUCUGCCAUUCCUUCAAUACAUCCAAGUACUCAGAACGACAUUCAUCUUUGCUUCUAUGCUUCGAAGGCCGCCAAGACUGCGAAGAAGCCCGAUCCCAAAUCGAAAGUGAAGUCCAAAUCCAAGUCGAAAUCAAAAACGGAAGCUGAUACUGAAGGCGCCGCCGGAUUGUCCGAGUUAGACAUGGCAGUCUCCGAUGACGGCGCCACUCGUGCCCGCCUCCUGGCGGAGGACGCGAAGGACUCGUCUCUCGAUGUGGGGCUGAAUGGUCGCCCUCUGUUCACCUCCACUCCUUCUUUGGCACUACUCACUCGCAAGGACACCUGCUCCUACUUCAAAUUCAGUGAGGAUGGACUAAAUGCGGUAUUACCUGAAGGGUUGCCGAAGGGUAUGGUGACGGAGUUUGAGGAGUCCAUGCGGAGGGCAUUGCUGGUUCGGCAGAGCUUUUUGGAUCUUCGUGAUAAUUUUAGGCGCAUUGUUGAUCCGCCAUUGAGCUCCUCUGAUGGUAAAGGUUCAAAAGCUAGGAAGCAGAUUGUCUUGGAUGGUCCUGUUAGCUGUGGAAAGAGUAUUACACUUGCAAUGCUGGUUCACUGGGCCCGUGAUGAGGGUUGGCUGGUGUUUUAUGUUCCUAGAGGCCGGGAGUGGGCUCAUGGAGGAUUUUUCUAUAAAAACCCGCAAACUGGUUUAUGGGACACUCCUCUUCAGGCUGAAAAUGUUCUCAAGGAUUUUCUGAAAUAUAAUGAACCCCGCUUAAAACUAUUACCAUGCCAUGUGUUUGAUCCUAUUCCUUUGGGAGAGGGUGCUGGUGUUGGAUGGCCGAAAGUGGAUGACUCCGUGUCAAUUCCUGAAGGUUCAAUGCUGUAUGACUUGGUUCAAAUAGGAAUCAGGUCCACAUAUGCAGCCGUUGGAGUAGUGGUUCGUUUGAGGAAAGAGUUAGCACUAGUGAAAGACGUACCUGUACUCAUUGCAAUUGAUCAAUAUAACAACUGGUUUACAUUUAGUGAGUUUCAAGAGCCAGUAACUGUUCGUUCUUGUCGACCAAUACAUGCUAGAGAACUUGCCAUGGUGAAUGCUUUUAGAUCCAUGAUGCAUAAUGGCAUGAUGGUCGGUGCCUUUUCUCAUUCGACAGCAGUUGGAAAACUUCGUAAAGAUCUGCCAGAUGUUCCUGUAGAUGCUCGUAUCUUCUUACCUCGCUACACUCUAGAUGAGGCGGCAUCCGUAUGCCAUUACUAUCUCAGGCAAAGACUCGUUCGUCGAGAAGCAUUUUCAGAGGAGAACUGGAGGAAGAUAUACUACUUAUCAAAUGGGAAUGGAGCAGAAAUGAGGAGCUUGAUUCCUUUGAUGAGGUGACCAAGUCAUGUUCAUUUAAUUUCAAGGAGAUGAUUGGCAGUAGGGAUGUUCACUUCAAUGGCUCUUAAUCUGGUCAGAAUACAUUUUGGCAUGAAGUCGCAUUCUCUAUGAGGACUGUAUACAAUAUGUAGUUCAAAACAGCAUUUAAGUCCUAACUUGGGAAGGAAUUCAAUUUUGGAUGAUGGUUUUAUAUCUAUGUUUCAUUUUUCCCCAGCCAAAUAAAACUCACAAAUUUUUUGUGGUGCCGCA